Nymphalis io (European peacock) is the source of this 1254-nucleotide messenger RNA. Its product is annotated as gelsolin-like. Gene Ontology annotation, biological process: actin filament severing; actin polymerization or depolymerization; barbed-end actin filament capping. The transcript has 11 exons. NCBI's taxonomy places the organism in Eukaryota, Metazoa, Arthropoda, Insecta, Lepidoptera, Nymphalidae. Gene Ontology annotation, molecular function: actin filament binding; phosphatidylinositol-4,5-bisphosphate binding. Bases 121 to 1167 code for a protein of 348 amino acids. The record is from RefSeq and is a predicted model, not a curated record. Gene Ontology annotation, cellular component: actin cytoskeleton; cytoplasm.
CAUUUCACCGAAGCGCGACAAGCGACGCAGCGAUUCGCCGUUACUUCACUCCACUAUUGGCAACCCGUGAUCAACUUCAGUGCCUAGCGUCAGCUCAACGGUGACAGACGUGUUACAAUAAUGCCUGAAGUACAUCCCGCUUUCGUGAACUCGGGCAAGAAGUCUGGUAUUGAAAUAUGGAGAGUUGAGGACUUCGAGCCAGUCCCGGUGCCUUCUCAUCAAUACGGAAACUUCUACAGUGGAGAUUCCUACAUCGUGCUAAAGACCACCGGAACAUCUUCACUUUCAUGGCAUGUUCACUUUUGGCUGGGAUCAAAAACAAGCCAGGAUGAGGCUGGUGCCGCCGCGAUACUCUCUGUGAACCUCGACGAUGAACAAUUCCACGGGGAUGCUGUCCAGCAUAGAGAAACUCAGGGCUACGAGUCGAUGCAGUUUUUGGGGUACUUCGAACCAGCCAUUCGUUACUUGGAAGGCGGCCAUGCUUCCGGGUUUAACCACGUGACCGUAAACGCGGGCGCGGAGAAGAGGCUCUUCCAGAUCAAGGGCAAACGUAAUGUCAGAGUGAGACAGGUGGAAACGUCAGUGUCAUCUAUGAACAAAGGGGACUGUUUCAUUCUGGAUGUGGACCAUGAUAUCAUGGUGUAUGUCGGUGAGAAGGCGAAGAGCGUUGAGCGCCUCAAGGCCAUAUCGGUAGCCAAUCAGAUAAGAGAUCAAGACCACAGCGGGCGUGGCAAUAUUGAAAUUAUUGAUCCUUUCUCGAACGAAGGUGAUGUAAACAAAUUCUUCACGGCUCUCGGAUCUGGGGACCAGGAUUCGGUUUCAGACGCGGAAGAAGGUGGCGAUGAUGAGGACUUUGAACGCGGCGCCUCCAAAGAGGUCACAUUGUGCGAAGUGUCCGACAGUUCAGGAUCACUUGAAAUUAAGAAGCUGUCCGGACCGUACACCAAGGAACAAUUAGACACGAAGGAGUGCUAUAUCCUAGACACGGGCAGCAGCAUUUAUGUCUGGAUUGGAAGAGAGGCGAAUGGAAGGGAGAAAUCUGAAGCUAUGAAGAAGGCGCAAAAUUACCUUGAAGCGAACAAUUACCCUGCUUGGGUACAUAUAUCGAAGGUCGUAGCGGGCAUCGAACCGACUGCCUUCAAGCAACACUUUCAAGACUGGAACUGAAUUUGACAUGAUUUGAUUAUUAAUUUCAAGUUUUUUUUUUUUUAAUGACAAUAUAAUUUAUAUUUAAAUUGCACAAAAUAAUAUUAA